UCGGUGCGCACAGUUAAUAAUGGCAGCCAGCAUAGUUAACUACGAUGGAUACCACUGUUUUGAAUUUUUCCCUGGAGUAAUUAUUAAACACCAUGAUGUUUUAGCUAAGUAAAUUUUAGUUUAAAGCCUCCACCGCCACAUGGAAUGGCGGGGAAAAAGAAAAGUGGUUACGACGGCAAAAUUGCCGGGCUGUACGAUCUUGAAGAGACAAUCGGACAGGGUCAUUUCGCUGUUGUUAAACUUGCUAGGCAUGUUUUUACGGGAGAAAAAGUGGCAGUUAAAGUCAUCGAUAAGCAAAAACUUGAUGACAUCUCACGAUCCCAUUUAUUUCAAGAAGUAAGAUGCAUGAAGUUGGUACAACAUCCAAAUGUAGUUCGACUGUAUGAAGUUAUCGAUACACAAACCAAGUUAUACUUGAUACUAGAACUGGGAGACGGGGACAUGUAUGAUUACAUUAUGAAACAUGAUGCUGGGUUAGAUGAGAAAUUAGCAAAGAAGUAUUUUCGUCAGAUAGUAGAAGCUAUAUUGUACUGUCAUCGACUUCAUGUUGUCCACAGAGAUUUAAAACCAGAAAAUGUAGUAUUUUUUAAUAAAUUAGGUCUUGUCAAAUUGACAGACUUCGGUUUUAGUAAUGUUUUUGCACCUGGUAAAAAAUUGGAAACUUCGUGUGGAUCAUUAGCAUAUUCUGCACCUGAAAUUCUACUUGGAGAUUCUUAUGAUCCUCCGGCUGUUGAUGUUUGGAGCUUAGGUGUAAUACUCUUCAUGCUUGUUGCUGGUCGAGCACCAUUUCAAGAAGCAAAUGACAGCGAAACUCUGACCAUGAUUAUGGAUUGCAAAUAUCAGAUACCAAUCCAUGUUUCAGAUCUUUGCCGCAAAUUAAUUACAAAAAUGCUUGUCAGAGAGCCAUCACAGCGUAUCAACUUGGAGGAUAUAGAGCAAGAUCCAUGGUUGGCCAGUGAAAGCUCAUCAACUAAUGUACGAAUCAAUUUGCCUCUUUUGUCAAGAGAGCAUGUCUCUGAAGAGGAUCACAAUUAUGUUGUACAGAAAAUGGUUGAAGGCAAGAUAUGCACAAGAGAAGAGAUAUUUCAGUCCUUGGAAAGAGAUGCUUAUGAUCACAUUGCCGCCACAUAUUAUUUGCUGGUGGAGCGGCGACUGAGAAAGUUGCAACAGCAAGAGGCAACAGCCGCCCAGACUAAUAACUUACGAAAACAGUCUGCACCAUCGAGUAAUAUCACAAGUGGCAAACCUCACUUGGAGCCUCUCAUGCUAUCCCCACGCAAGCAAAAGGAAAUGAAGAAGACCAAAACUGCCCCUAUCCACCAGUCCCUAGUAGCUCCCCCAACCCUUGUUAUUACCCCUCCCAUCAUUGGGGAGUCUGCUUCUCAGGCCAUGCGCCUGCCAGUGAGUCCAGGUGGUCCAGAAUUUGUCAAGAGUUUGACCGUCAGUAUGACUUUAGAUCGCCGCAGCCAGAAAAAAAAACAAGAGCCAACUUUGGGCUUGUCUGGUCCAAAGAGUGUUGGUGCUGUGCCUGGUGUCUCUCCAAUUAUUCUCAUACCAGAUGCCAAAAGAACUCAGCAAAAAGUCAAAUCAGCCCCACUUACUUCAACAGAUGGUGCUAAAAUUGCUGGUGGAAAGAAAAAAUCUUCUGGUCCUUCUUUCUCCAAAAUAGCAAUACUGAGUUCAUUCUUUGAAAGGAAAGCAGCACAGGAAGCUGGUCUGAUUCCUCCUACACAGCCACACCAAAGGUUGUUUCCUUGGAGUGGUGGAAAGGACAGAAAGACACAGUCAGUAGGAUCAGAGCACUCCGAUUCUUCCAAUCUGGUACAGUCUCUGGUUUCUCCCCCUGGGACACACCCAUCUCCAGUGUCAGCCUCCCCCAAGAUGUCACAUCUGUCUCCAGAAGUCAUGUUUGCUGCUGUCAGGAAAUGUAGCCUCAUCCAUGAGGAAUCCCAAGAUGAUGACGAUGAUGACCUGGAAGACUUUGAAAUGGAUUCCAAUGAGCUGAAACCUUCAAAAAGUCUGGAGUUUCUUGAUGAAAGAUCCUCUGAUCUAUCCGCAUCAUCCAGUCUAGAGUUGGGUAUAUCCCCAGCGGUACCCGCAUCCUCUAGCCAUGAUUCUGUCAAUCCUAGGCGUCCUCUCAAAUCUGUCUGCAGCUCUCCUCAGCUACUUAACCAGAUACACGAGGAGAAUGAGUCUGAAGAUGAAGAUGAUUUUGUUCCUUUAAAACUGUCAGCCCCGCAUGGAAGAUUUAACCAUAGUGGGAUGGCGUCACCAGAAAUUUUAAGAAAAUAUGAGCAGAGAAGGAGAAGAAAGGGUGCGGGGCAAAGAGGUACAAGUUGUAGCAGCUCAGACGCCAGUGACACGGAUGAUACAGAUGGGAGGUCCAGGAAAGAAAAACUCAAACCCAAAUUUAUGCACAGACGAGACAGCAGCGACCAUUCGAGUGACACAGAUGGACCGAAUGGUGGAAACAAUAUAGGUGGUGGUGGACAUAUAGGUAAUGGUGGCGGUGGUGCCAAAGCUUCUCAUAGGAGUAGAAGAGAUGGAGGUGGAGGAAAUGGUGGUGGUGGUGGUGGUGGAGGUGGCAGUAAAGGUGGGAACAGCGACAAAGGUGGCAAAAGCCAUUCCAAACAGCAGUGUUUCUCUAGCAGUGACAGCAAGUCCAGCAGCGAGGACCCACCUGAUUGGCCAAAAGAAAAUAAUGAGAAUAUACCACAGCAACAUGUUAGCAAAGAGCACCUCAAGUCUCAUGAUGGCACAAAUAAAAAUAAUCAGCUGAAAAAUUCUGUCAACACAAACAACAAGAGAAAUCAGCUGAUGCGACAGAAACAUGUUCAUGGCAAGCUUGGAGCUCUGGAAAUGUUGGAGGGGGAUUUUGACCUGAUUGCUCUCUCAAGGAAGCUGUCUUCUAUUAGCUCAUCAUCUGUGUCCAGUGGUUCUGGUAGUGUGACUGGCAGCAUCAGCAGCAGCAGAAAACAGCAGCUGAGCAGCUGCCUGACAACAGUGGUUGUAUCGCCAGCGCCAUCUCCACACAAAGUCCAGUACAUUGGACACUGUUCUAAUCAGUCAGAUUCCAUAGCCCAGUCUAUUGAAUUCUCUCAGAUUUCUGAUUACUGUGACAGACUGAUGGAAGAUUCAGCAAAAGCUUCCAUGUGUGCCGGUGACUUUGGUGUUUCUAAGGGUUCCAGCCUUCAGGCUAGGAAGCCCCCAGCUAGCCAAAAUGGAUUAACAUCAACCUUUUGUAAAGUAGGCUCCGGAGCUCAAGUGGUACAGGUAGAAUCAAAGUGUUGUUCUGUUGUAUGACUGUAGGGAGCUCUUGUCAGGAUGGUUUCAUUGAAAUACAGAGCUUUUCUUUGUCCUUGUUGUGUGUGAGCUAAAGGUGUAAAGCAUCUGUGUUUGAUCAGUAAGUUUACUCUUUAACAAUUGUUUACAACUUAUCUCUUGUCUCAAGCCCUUAAUUCAAGUUGUCAAAAAACUUCCAAAUACUGUUGGUCAAUUAGGUUAGCAGCUUUGAUUUAUUUCAGGUAACUUGCCACACAAGCUAGUGAAUUCUACAUUUUAGUUAGGCAAUGCAGAUUUUACCUCUAUUCGACAGCAUAAGUUAAAUAGUUUGAAGCUUUCACUAUGGUAGGGGAUAAGAAUACAGCUUGUCCAGUGCUUAACAAUGUUUAUAACAGUUGACUUGCUGUGCUCAGAUAUAAUAUAAGCAAUAAUGAUCUUUCUUAAUUUGUUUUACGAUUGAUCUAUCUUGUAUUAUAUACAUUUUAUAGAUACUAUUUUGUUAUAAGAAUUUUUUUAAAAAUUCACCUAUUUAUAACCAUUCAAUUUGAUUUAUUCUAAGUGUAAAUAAAAUUCAUUGCUGAUCACAGUAGCUGCAUUUUGAUGUCAUUAGUUCAGCCAUAACUGGUUUAUGCUCUUAUUUUUUUACUCUUGAUAUGCUUUAUAUAAUGUUCAUAACAUUUUAAAAAUAAAAACAUAAAGUACCAUACUGAAUAUGAUACAAGCAUACAAAAAAACUUGUCAUUUCUUCAUUGUGGAAAGGAAAAAAUUCAUCAUGAUUUUUUAGGCACAAGAUAUUUUAAUGUAACUUUUUAUCAGGUUGUAAAUACAUUUAUCUGAAUUUCCCUUUAGAGUAAAAAAUUGUUUUUGCUUAAAAUAAUAAUCAACUAAAACAUCUUUUGCUCAAAUAUAAACAAGUAUUAAUUAGCUUUGUGUAGUUUACGGUUACCACUAAUCACAUAAUACCAUCGUAAUACCACCUCUAUAUGAAUGACAUUCAUUGUUGAAGAUGUAGACAGGGAGAAUUAUUCUAAGUUGAUGCAUGUAAGAAGACAAAAUAUCAUAACUGCAUAUAUUUCAUAACAUGCUGCUUAUCAUAUUGAUUUUAUUUUCCAUCAGACAUGUGUUAUAUGUUGUAAUUAUUUAGUGUUGUAGGCUUUGGUACUUUUCUUUUUGAGUGCAAUUCUUGAGUCAGUAUGAGAAAGGCACUACAAUUUUUAAUCCUUUACAAUGUUUGGUUGGAUAAUUAUGUAUAUUAUUGAUAUAUUUUAUUUUAUUGGAGGUAAGAUUGCAAGUUAUUUUAUUUGAUGUACAAGACAAGUGUCAAAUACUACAGGUGCAUGUCUCACUUCAAUGCUGAACAGUUGUGCAUUUCUCUCACAUUUUACCUUGUGUACAAUGGGGGUUUAAAUUUUAUGUUUGUUUUUGCAGAAUGUGAAUUUUUAACACAAUGAAUGAAUUGAAUAUUGUUUUUUUUCUUCUGUAUGCAGUCUUUGAUUCAAACAAAUGGUGAUCAAAUAGCUGAGAUCAAAUUUUAAAAUUUGGACAUUUUCAAUUCAUAUUUAUUCAGAGCAAGUUUCCUGCAUACAUUUUAAAUGUUAUGAUUCUAAUGUCACUGUGGAGUAUGUUGUAUUAUAAACUUUCUAUCCAUUGUAAAUAUUCUUGUAUUGAGUAUGGUGUAUUAUUUUGUCCACAUCCCUUUGUCCAAACUAUAAAACAUUCUAUUACCAACCCCCUCACCCCAGUCCCCUGGCCUUUGAAUCUGUAAAGAAAACAAAAAACUUGUAAACCUUGUUGAUUAAUCUAUAGGCAUAGCUGUGAUUAAUGAGUGUGUCAUGUUUUUAAUCAGUUGUGGUGUGGUACAUCAUCUGACCUCUCUAUCUCUUGUUAUACAUGUCAUAUUGGUUGAUUGGUUUAGAGAAUAAAUAUUGCUGAUCAAUAGUUGCUUGUGUCCAAUAGUUCUCCAUUAUGUUGCACACCUGACCACUUGCAUUGAAUUAUUUCUGUCUGUUUGAAGGUAGAACAAAAAACCUGUUGCUUUUGCCUUAGGAGACAAGCAAAAGUUUUAAGACCUGUACAAUUUUGAUUAGACAUGUAAUAAAUGAAAGCUAGACCAAUGUGUUUGAAACCCCUACCUGUGCUAUAUCAGAUAUUUUAAAAAAAUGUAUUUAUUAACAUAACAAAAAGUAGAAACAUUGGAGUAAUUUUACGUCUUCCAUAAAUUGCAUAUCUGAGACUGGUAUCUUAUUUAUUUUGUUAUAGUUUUAAAAUGAACUUUGUGAUAUGGCUAUAGCUGAGCCCAAUGAUUUAGUGUAAUCUUUUAAAUAUUGUAUUCUACAAUUUUCUAAAAGUUUAAACAAAUAUUUUUCUUCUUAAGAGAAGUAAAAGUCACAAGCUUAGAUUAAACUUAGACUCCAUGAUAUUGUUAGCUGAUCCAAACAUUCAACCACCCUUGUCUCAUCUGACUUAAACAUGUUAAACUAUCAAUUCUAGUAACUACCUCUAGUUAUUUGUUAAUAGCCUAAGAUGUUUUCCUAAUUUAAAAUCAUAUUGUAGAUAAUUUAAUUUAACACAUUUAAUUUACAUGAAAACCAAAUAGACUAGACUGGUAUACAGGCUAUAUAUCAAUCACUUUUAUAUUAUAUUAAAAACUGACACUUGAUACAAGUACACAUUUUUAAGCUCUCAUUGAGUGACAACAAUAUCUUGGCAAGGAGAAACAAGUCAUCAGGCUUAUAGUGUGCUCUAUAUUACACAACAUUUAUUGAUUUUAUUUCUGUGAAUUUGUGCAUGUUAUACAUUUGGUUGAAGGUUCUUGCCAGAAAGUAGGUAUUUUUGGAAAGGUCUUUUAAAGAAAAAUAGUUCUUUUUCAAAGGGUUUUGUCAGAUAUAUAUUAUAUUAUUCAAAGGGUUUUGUAAAAAGGUGGAUAUGUUUGGAAGGGUCCUGUCAGAAAAAGUAGAUAUAUUAGGAAGUCUUUCAAGUGGUCUCUGUUGCAUAAAGAUGUUGAGGUGAUCUCUAAUAGUAAUAUUCAUCUGACUAACUGGACCACAAAGAGCUAUGACAAUGUUGACGACUUUUGUUGAUGUAAUACAUAAUUUAUUCAAACACACAAACACACACAACAUUAAACUUGUUCACUGGUGUCCUUUGUGUAUUUUGAUUCGAAACUCAGUGAGUUGUUUUUCAUAUAACAUGAAAGUCAUAGUUUGUUGAGUUUUUUCAUUAUAAUAUGAACUUCAAAUAAUUUCUUGAAUUUUUUUUCUUCUAAUAUGAACAACUUAACUUGUGUAUAAUUUCCCCAAUGCUGGCGUUGGUGGACAUGUGAAUGAUCCUGUUGAAUGUUUGUGUUUGUGGAUGUGUGAAUGAUCCUGUUGAAUGUUUGUGUUUGUGGAUGUGUGAAUGAUCCUGUUGAGUGUUUGUGUUUGUGGAUGUGUGAAUGAUCCUGUGGAAUGUUUGUGUUUGUGGAUGUGUGAAUGAUCCUGUGGAAUGUUUGUGUUUGUGGAUGUGUGAAUGAUCCUGUUGAAUGUUUGUGUUUGUAGAUGUGUGAAUGAUCCUGUGGAAUGUUUGUGUUUGUGGAUGUGUGAAUGAUCCUGUUGAAUGUUUGUGUUUGUGGAUGUGUGAAUGAUCCUGUGGAAUGUUUGUGUUUGUGGAUGUGUGAAUGAUCCUGUGGAAUGUUUGUGUUUGUGGAUGUGUGAAUGAUCCUGUUGAAUGUUUGUGUUGGUGGAGGUGUGAAUGAUCCUGUGGAAUGUUUGUGUUCAGUAACCUGCCUUGUACAUAUCACUUAUGAGCUUUUGUAUUCACUUUGAGCUGUAGCUCACUACAUAUAACAUGUUACACCACAUGACUAUAUUCACUAGUGUGACAUUUUUAUAAUGCAUCCUACAAUCCAUUUCUAUCACUAAAAGUGGCUACAGUAUUUCUUUAUUCUUCAUUUUCAAAUUCUUUGUUUGUUCAUCAUAAACAUCAUUGAAACUUUUCUGCUACUGCUCUCAAUAAUUUGUCUGUGGUUAUAAAUGUUGGCUACGUUCCAUAGUAGUUAAUAGCAAAGCUGCAAGAGGCAGUUUGUAUUUGCCAGAUAAAUAAGUGUUGGCCAGAUACAGUUGAUGUCAGCCAAAUCUAGUGGAUGUUGGCCAGAUCAAGUGGGUGUUGGCCAAAUUGAGUGGGUGUAGGCCAUACACAGUGGAUAUUGGCCUAUAGAAAUCAAUGCUAGUCCCUGUGGAUUACUCAUUGUGAAUUAAGUACAGAACCAAAUUAGACAUUAAAUGGGAAGAUAUUUGAUUGCAGUGUUUUGCUACAUAAUUAAUGCAACAUUAUUUUCAAAUUAAUCACUACCUGUUGGAUCUUUCUAUGUUGGUUUAAAUGUGCUGGUUUGUGGAUGUUUGCUUUGUGAAUUAUGCUGUUGUUUUAUUUGUGGCUGAUGUGGUUUUCUUCAAAGCUAAUGUAUGAUUCUAAUUUUUUUUUUACAACUGUUGUUGCCUGUUGGUGGUGUUUAAUGGCUAGUUUUGUUUGUUAGUGAAGUGUUGUCAGCAGCUAGUCUUCUGUGUGAAGAUUGUGGUGUUUAAUGGCUAGUUUUGUUUGUUAGUGAAGUGUUGUCAGCAGCUAUUCUUCUGUGUGAAGAUUGUCUCUGCAGUUUGCUUUUUUUAUUUUGUCCCAACAAUUUAUACAAUCUAACACUUUAUUGAUCUAUUGUCAGUUAAAAGGUGAUAGGCUUUACAGUAAUUAACUGUUUACAAACCAUCAUGUUGGCUAGUUCAUUAUUUAUUGAAUGCUUCGUAACUAACACCCCCUCUCCUUUCCUGGCAUAAGAGGUAUUUACCCACACCCUUGAAUUUUAAAAAAUCUGAGACAAUUGUGAUCAGCUUUCCAGAAUAAAAUUUCUCAAGUGGAGAGAAAAGAGUCAUAGAUUGUGUGGAACUGUGAUUUGUUGAAUUGUCUUACACCUACAAACUUCAUCAACACUGUACAAUGUCUUACACAAACUCACACACACAUAUAUGUAAGGUAUCUGUAUAUAUAUAUACACACACACACACAUAUAUAUAU
Messenger RNA from Physella acuta, 8322 nucleotides. Its product is annotated as SNF-related serine/threonine-protein kinase. Gene Ontology annotation, molecular function: protein serine/threonine kinase activity; ATP binding. The record is from RefSeq and is a predicted model, not a curated record. Lineage: Eukaryota; Metazoa; Mollusca; Gastropoda; Physidae. Gene Ontology annotation, cellular component: cytoplasm. Gene Ontology annotation, biological process: intracellular signal transduction; protein phosphorylation.